AUGGGAGCAGUACGCGGCAUCGAACCCCGGCGACUAGCAUUACGAUACGAGCCCCCAGGCAUCAUUGUCGAGUAUAUCUACCACAGCACUGCCGCCAAGCAGCUUUAUCACCACGAAAUUGACUUGAAGACGGAACUGGCGUCGGUUGGAGCAAGCAGGUUUAGCGAAUAUCGCAUUGACGAGGUUGUCAACAAUAUCAUUAGACAGCACGGCGACGUUGUCGGGGACAGCAAAGUUUCGUCAGCACAGCUUGUUCGCCUGGUUCGGAGGCUUGUUGAUCAUCAAACCACAGCUCAAGAAGCUACGUCGGCACCCAUUCUACCACAGGCAGACUACAACCGCGUGUCUGAGAUGCAGCUCAAGCAGGUGAAGCAGAAGAUGGACCUGGUCUUCGAGCAAAACAUUAUCCGCCCAGACCAAGAAGGCUUUCAAUACGACAAACAAGUCGCGUUUCAGCCAGCGACAGAGGCUUCUGACUGGGACGACUAG
Molecule: messenger RNA, 489 nt
Organism: Phytophthora nicotianae INRA-310
Lineage: Eukaryota; Oomycota; Peronosporomycetes; Peronosporales; Peronosporaceae
Exons: 3
Coding region: 1-489 (162 amino acids)
Biological process (GO): trans-Golgi to periciliary membrane compartment transport; microtubule anchoring at centrosome
Cellular component (GO): centriole; centrosome; ciliary basal body
Source: RefSeq, a predicted model, not a curated record